GUUUUUUUAUAAAAUUAAAAAUGGCACUCAGUGCAGAAAGAUAUAUCAAGCUGUAAGUGUAAUAGCAAAAGUGAUGAGUACACUAGUGUGUGUAAGCUGUCAAGAGUACGUGUUCCACGAUCCCUACCAAUGUGACUGUGGAGAUAGACUGUGUGGCAAGUGUUACAAUUCCUAUGUUGAGAGAGGCCAGAAGAAGUUCAUUUGUUCAUCUUGUAAUGAAGAGAACAUUGUGGCCAACUGUUUCCGAGACAAGGCAGUGGAGUACGAGCUUCGGAACACCACCCUCAAGUGCCUGAACCAAUCCUGUCCCUGGGAGGGAGAGAGCAGGUUCUAUCAGGAGCAUAAGAAUUCCUGCAAGUUUGGAGCGGUACAAUGUCCCAACUCAAUAUACGGCUGUAAAGAGGAACUGAUUAGGAGUCAAUUACAGGACCACCUCAGCAAUAAAUGCAACUGCAACCCGAUCACUUGUCGAUGGUGUGAACAACACACCCUCAAUGAAGACAUUCACAUUCAGAAGGAGUGUGAGAUGGCACUAGACUACUGUCCCAAUGGAUGUGGGGAAAGGUUACCUAGGAGAGAGAUGCUCAAGCAUACUAAAACAGUGUGCACUCACCAAGUAAGAGAAUGCGACUACAAGGACUUGGGGUGCACCUACAAGGGUACCAUCAAGGACCUAACGAAGUAUGCGAAGGAGUACCCCGCAUAUCACAACCAACUACUGAAAAUGGCCAACAAAGAAAUGAAGCAAUCUCUGGACCACCAAAUUGCCUUAUUAGACAACAAAACAGACGAUUUGAAAUCUGAAAUUAGCAAGAUUAGGUCUGAGGUGCAGUCACGACUGCAACCAGUAACGGAUGCUGUGGUAAAAGCUGAGUCAGCAAUUACCCAACUACAAGAUGGACUCAGUGAAGUAUCUCUGCUAUUGCAAACACUUCAAGCAGCCAGUUACGAUGGAACAUUCAUUUGGAAGAUCCCCGAAGUCACUAGGAGAAGACAAGAAGCUAGAAGUGGGAAAACCGUCUCUCUGUAUUCUGCUCCAUUCUAUACGAGUCGCCAUGGAUACAAGCUCUGUCUAAGGCUCUACUUGAACGGCGAUGGUACUGGAAAGGGCACUCACUUGUCGUUCUUUAUCACCCUAAUGCGAGGAGAGUACGAUGCCCUCCUCCCCUGGCCGUUCAGACAGGCAGUCACUCUGACCCUGGUGGAUCAGAACAAGCAGCGAGACAUUGUCCAGUCGUUCCGUCCUGAACCAACCUCCUCAUCAUUCCAGAGACCACGCAAUGAGAUGAAUGUUGCCUCAGGCUGUCCCACAUUCGCCCUCGUCUCUGUCCUUGACAACGUCUCCUACGUCAAGGAUGAUACCUUGUUCCUCAAAUGCAAGGUUAACACCACUGGACUGACCAAUGAAUGACAAAACUAUCUCGGAGUACGUGCAUGAAGAGAAAUAUUCGACAUAGACAUUGCAAAUGAUAUAGUAUUAUCAUAGCCUCGAAUCCACGCCGAUUAAAAUACGGUAUUUUAAUCGGCGCGAAUUCUAGGCUAUGGAUCAUAUCAUUUGCAAAGUCUCUGUGUUAUAUUAUUCUUCAUGCAUGUACUCUAACCAUAGUUGCACCUCAAGAGUGCCUCGUUGUCUUCAAUCUAUGCUCCUAACGCCAACUAUAAACAUUGUUAUUUUUUAUUUAUUUAUUAUUUAUUUGAACCACAAUUAUUAUUCUCUUCAUAUAGUCCAUUGCUGCAUGUCAUUGAUUGCCACAUAUCAUC
Messenger RNA from Halichondria panicea, 1761 nucleotides. Its product is annotated as TNF receptor-associated factor 2-like. Gene Ontology annotation, molecular function: protein binding; zinc ion binding. Gene Ontology annotation, biological process: protein K63-linked ubiquitination; regulation of apoptotic process; tumor necrosis factor-mediated signaling pathway. The transcript is spliced from 6 exons. The record is from RefSeq and is a predicted model, not a curated record. Bases 74 to 1411 code for a protein of 445 amino acids. NCBI's taxonomy places the organism in Eukaryota, Metazoa, Porifera, Demospongiae, Suberitida, Halichondriidae.